Drosophila mauritiana is the source of this 2976-nucleotide messenger RNA. RefSeq names its product mediator of RNA polymerase II transcription subunit 15. The record is from RefSeq and is a predicted model, not a curated record. The transcript has 5 exons. The coding region runs from base 158 to 2428 and encodes 756 amino acids. NCBI's taxonomy places the organism in Eukaryota, Metazoa, Arthropoda, Insecta, Diptera, Drosophilidae.
UUGGUUUGCGGCCACGCGAAUCUUAAUUGAGUGACAGAAGGAAACCAAAUUAAAGCGGAAAAAAUAAGUGAACACACAAAAUAAAUUAAAUAUAUACAUUCGCCCAUAUACAUGUAUGUAUAUAUUUAUGUUGGUUUGAAUAAAUAAAGCAGCAGCCAUGGGAAUAAUGCCGCUCAAACGGGUACUGGCCGCCAUCGCCAUCGCCAUCUGUUGCCUCUUGGCCACUUCCUGCAGCGCCGGGGACAUCGAGGCCAUUUCCAGCAAGGCCGCGGACAAGGUCGAGGCCAUCCCCAUCCCCAUACCCACCUCCACCACCAGCACCAGCACCAAGCUGACCCCCACCAUCGCGGAGGACUCCAAGAGCAGGACGGAGAAGCGCGACUCAUCGGAUCAGACAGGUGGUCCGUACUUGAGCCUAUCGAGCAAAGACCCGCCGUUCCGACCGUAUUACCCAGCCGGCAGCCACUUUGAGGCGGAGACGCCCACGCCCAUCUUCGGACCCACCACGCUGCGCUACACGGCGGCGGAGGCGGCACCAGCGGCACCACAGCCACAGGCAUUCUACGGGCAGAAGGCGCCACCGCAGCACCACCGCUUCAGCUUUGCAGUGCCGCCGCAAGUGGAAUCCUAUCAGCGACAAGUCGCGUUUAAGCCAGCUGCCCCCUCGACGCAGCCACAUCAGCAUUCGCAUUCGCAUUCGCAUUCGCAUCCGCAUCAGCAUCAGCAGCCGAUUUUCAACUACGGCGAACUUGAGCCGGAGGCGAGGGCCACCGCACCACUGACCCACCAGCAGCUGCAGCAGCAGCAGCAGCAGCAGCACCUCCCACAGCACCACCUUAGCCAGCAGGCGAAGUACCUGCAGCAGCCGCAGCAAAAGUUGCAGCAGCGCAUCCAGUACAUAAUCGCCAUACCUCUAUCCUACAUGCGGCAGUUGCAGCAGCAGCAGCAACAGCUCCAACAGCAGCAGCAGCAGCAUCAGUUGAUCUUGGGUCCGGCGCCCACCAGUAGUAGUAGUAGUAGCAGCACCAGCACCAGCACUAGCACUAGCACCACCAGCACGGCACCACCGUCAGCAAGCCCGGCAAACGGUAGGCAUCCGUUGGUGCAGCUGCUGGGUCCGCUGGCCCGCGACCAUCAGGGUCAGUACAAGCCCUACUACCAGUCGGAUGCAGCCAGUGCACCACUGGCGGGACCCGGUGCACCGCUGAUCCACCAGCCGUACUUGCAAAUACCCACCAGCCUGCUGAUGGCCGCCGCCCAGCAGCUGCAGCAGCACCACCAGCUCCAGCAGCAGCAGCAGCAACAACAACAGGCUGUUUACGCCAAAGUGGCAGCCCCACCUGCACCACCGGCACCAGCCAGCUACCAGCCCGCCCAACUGAUCUACCAGCCGCAGGCACAGGCGCACCACCACCAGCCGCAGAUCCAACUGCAGCUGCAGCGGAUCUUCCUGCAACCACCGCAGCCUCAGCAAUCCACCAUCUACGCCGAGCAACCAGCUCCACUUUAUGCGUAUCCGCUGCAGCAGCAACACCACCAGCAGUACCAGAAGCCGCACCAGCAACAGCCCCUGAAACAGGCGCAUCAGUCGCAGCAGCAACACAAAUACACGCCUGCAGCGCCGACAUCUCCGACAGCAUUGACAACAUCAACAACGAGCACCGCAGCAACAUCAGCUGCAGCAGCAACAGCAGCGGCAACAGGAACACCACAGGCUGCAGCAGCAGCAGCAAUAGCGACACGACAGCAACACUUGCCCCUGGUGCACUACAAUCCCAUUUACGUGCAGGCACCCGCCGAGCAGCAGCAUCAGCAGCAGCAUCAAUUUGCCAUAUUGCCACGUUUUAGCAAUGGUAACCCCAAGGCCGUUUACAGCCUGGCCCACGAGUCAGCGGGAGCGGGGCCAGGAACGGGAAUAGGAGCGGGAGCGGGAGCGGGAGCGGCAGCGGGUCCCAUUCACGUGGUCAGAUUGUCGGCGGCAAAUGGGCCGCCGAUCCAUCACUACCACCACUACCAGCCGGCGCCUAUGCUGCAGCCGCUCUAUGGCCAUGCCCCGCAGCAGUAUGUGUCGUCCUAUGCGGCCGGCGACGAAGUGCAAGGUCCCAAGUCGCAGGUACCCGUUUCCGGUUCCGGUUCGAGCUCCGGCUCCCUUUUGGCCGGACCCACGCCAUCGCCCCUCAUGACCGCGGCCUCGCCGGCCAUUAUACCAUACUUCAGCCAUCCGGGCGCCGUGCAUUAUGGCACGCAUUUGUACCAUCCGGGCGCAGCAACAGCAUUGGGUGCAACAGCAUCGGCCACAUCAGCAGUAGCAUCAGCAGCAGCAGCAUCCGCAGCUGGGCCCAGAGCAGCGGGACCAAAGCAACAGUCGACCGCAACAAGUGGGGGACAGCUGCCAGGUGACAGCAACAAUAUUGUGAAAUAUCCCUAAGGCGAUCAAAGCAACAAUGACAGCGGCAGCAGCAGCAGCACAAUCGCCACCAGGAGCAACAUCACCACCCAUCACCCAUCACCCAUCACCCAUCGCCAUCGGCGAGGAUGGAGCUAAGCUUUAAGCUCGGUUUCAGGACCCGGCAACUGGAGCAGCCAGGACCUUCCACUCCGCCCGGCGACCUGUGUUCGGAUUUCCCAUUUGUUAUACGCUCUUGCUGCUCCUGUUUUCGGUGCGCUGUACGCUAAUUACGUAUUUUACUCGAUUUCAAAAACCCCCUUUGGAGCCCAAGCUCCUCCCUGUUGUUAUGCAAAUGCGGUGCCUUGGCGUUUGCUUUUCCAACUUUUAAUGAGUUCGCCCGUACUCGACGGGUUUUGCGCUCGUUCGGUUUUUGUGUAAAUAUUUAAGAAAUUUUCCAAUAGACUCGCCAAAUAAAUAUUUGCCUAAGCCUACAUAUACGUAUGUACGUCUCCGCUGUUUUAGCCUAAGAACUCGUUAUUUGUAUGUUAAUAUUAACAAUUAUACUCACAAUUAAACUCAUUCUAUAA